Molecule: messenger RNA, 2281 nt
Organism: Panonychus citri (citrus red mite)
Lineage: Eukaryota; Metazoa; Arthropoda; Arachnida; Trombidiformes; Tetranychidae
Gene: Cds
Product: phosphatidate cytidylyltransferase, photoreceptor-specific-like
Exons: 7
Coding region: 134-1507 (457 amino acids)
Cellular component (GO): endoplasmic reticulum membrane
Molecular function (GO): phosphatidate cytidylyltransferase activity
Source: RefSeq, a predicted model, not a curated record
UAAGGUAACACUUUGAGAGAUUGAGAUGUUUUUAUUUUCUGUCUUUUGGCCAACUGUUAAUUCACUUGGUGUUUCAUUGGUAUUUUCGGCAAGUGUAGCGGUCACAAUUCGGAGCGACUUUUAAUCAGUGACCAUGUCCUCAGACCUUCGUCACCGACCUGUGAAAGAUCAAAGUGAAGAUGAUGAUGAUGAGAAAAUGACUGACAAGAAGCUUCUUGACAGGCAGAGUUCUCUCGAUGGCGUUGACUCGGAAGAAGAGAAAAUAGUUGAAGAACUAUUAAAAAAGGAUGAUUAUCUCAAAUCAUUGUCUCAGCCACAGGAUAAAACUAAUCCAAUCAUAGAAACAUGUUUGGCUUAUUUUCCAUCAAAAUUUCGAAAUUCAAUUGUCCGAUCAAUAUUCACAAUCUUUAUGGUCGCUGGAUUUGGUUUACUAAUUUAUGCUGGACCUUUGGCUCUCAUUUUAAUUACAUUAAUUGUUCAAGUUAAAUGCUUUCAAGAAAUUAUCUCUGUUGGCUAUGCUGUUUAUCGAGUACAUGGAUUACCCUGGUUCAGAUCUCUCUCUUGGUACUUUCUCUUGACAUCCAAUUAUUUCCUAUUUGGACCCAGUUUUAUCCAUUAUUUUGCUGUUCUCUUGCAACGGCCUAAUUUCAUGGCCAUACUAGUCACUUACCAUAAAUUUAUCUCAUUUUGUUUAUACAUCACUGGAUUCGUUUGGUUUGUUUUGAGUCUCAAAAAGCGUUAUUAUAUGCGACAAUUUUCAUUGUUUGCUUGGACUCAUGUUACUCUUUUAAUCGUAGUUACUCAAUCAUAUUUCAUUAUAUCCAAUAUGUUUGAAGGAUUGAUAUGGUUCAUCGUGCCCGUUUCCAUGAUCAUAUGUAACGAUGUUAUGGCCUAUUUAUUUGGUUUCUUCUUUGGCCGUACACCUUUGAUUAAGCUCUCGCCCAAGAAAACAUGGGAAGGAUUCAUCGGUGGUGGUAUAGCAACUGUCAUUCUCGGUCUACUGUUCUCUCAUUUUAUGUGCCAAUUUGAAUACUUUGUCUGUCCCAUCAGAUAUUCCGAAGAUCUUGAGAAAACCGUGAUGACCUGUAAUCCAUCGCCAUUGUUUCAGCUUAGCGAAUACGAGUUACCACGAAAUUUCAGUGUUCUUCUCAGACUGUUACAUAUUCCUCGAACUAUAAAACUUUAUCCAUUCGUGUUGCAUUCGUUUUCUUUGUCUUUGUUCAGCUCAAUCAUCGGACCUUUCGGCGGUUUCUUUGCCAGUGGAUUCAAACGAGCUUUCAAAAUCAAAGACUUUGGCGAUGUGAUUCCAGGUCACGGCGGAAUCAUGGAUCGAUUCGAUUGCCAAUUCUUAAUGGCCACUUUCGUUAAUGUUUACAUUUCUAGUUUCAUUGCUGCUCCAAAUCUACAAUCAGUUAUCUUGCAAGUUAAUUCCCUCGAACCCGAACAUCAGAUCGAGCUUUAUAAUAUCCUGAGAGAAUCUUUGACCUCUAGAGGUUUCAUCUUGUAAUGAUUGUCCUUUUGUCGACUUCUCUCUUUCGCCAUUUCUCAUCAUUUCUGCUCCCUUUUUCAUGCGGCUUUCACCUUUAUUUCAAAAUUCUGAAAUUAACCAACACCAAUUUUAUUCAGAUUUAAUUAUCUGUACGAUGAUUAAAUCCACCAGCAACAUUACCACAAGUCACCAGCAUCAUCAUGAAAACCAUUCGCUCAUCUAUCAUCUUUAAUCUCUUUCCUUCUCAUCAAUUAUCUACCAAUCAAUCAGGUCACUUUCAGCAAUUAAAGUUGAUUCAAUUCCAAGCCAAUCUUCAUGGAUUCUAAGAUUAUCUCCAUUAUCUUCGUCUUCACAAAUCGUCAUUUACAUUAUCGACCACACUGAAUAAUCUUGAUUGUUAUCCCGAAUCAUGUAACAAUCAGUUUAAUCAUCGUAAAUAAUUGAUUCAUUUCAAGAAAAGUUCAAACAAUCAAUUGGAAACUCUCAGUUGGACUCGAAAAAUUUCUCACGAAUUCUACCAAGUCAACUAGCGGAAUCAACGGAAUUGACAUUUCGUUCUUAUAUUUUCUUUUCUUUAAAUUGUUUUUUUCGAUUUAUUAACUUUUAUUUUUUUGUACAAAACUCGAUUUUCUUUUCGCUUGCGAUUCCAGAGACUCAGAAAACAAAAUAUUCAAUUGGAAAAUUUGAACAAUCAAAUAGACGAAAAGUCAAAAUUUCAAUCAUUAUCAAUCCAAUUACUUCAUCAACAUAAUUCCAAAGGUCAAACAAUAAAACGAUUUCUUCAAAAAUGAA